Messenger RNA from Carya illinoinensis, 1516 nucleotides. Its product is annotated as RGG repeats nuclear RNA binding protein A. The coding region runs from base 253 to 1332 and encodes 359 amino acids. Gene Ontology annotation, cellular component: cytoplasm; nucleus. NCBI's taxonomy places the organism in Eukaryota, Viridiplantae, Streptophyta, Magnoliopsida, Fagales, Juglandaceae. The record is from RefSeq and is a predicted model, not a curated record. The transcript has 7 exons. Gene Ontology annotation, molecular function: RNA binding.
CUAGUUAGGGUUUAUAAUGUUAGGUCCAGCCAGUCUCCCUUUUCUCUGCCGCAUUGGCUAGGGUUUUCCAGAGCUUCCGGAAUCUCUCGCUCACUCUCUUGUUUCAACGUUAUUACGAUUCUCUCUCUCUCUUCUCAGACACAUCAUUUGUAUCUAAGAUAGGCUUUUCAUGGAGCUGAUUAAGCACUAGGGUUUCGUGGUUGCUGUUUACGGUUCUUAAAAGUUGGUGUUUUCCAUUUGGAGCGCAAAGAAAUGGCAUCCACUAACCCUUUUCAUCUCUUGGGUGAUGACGACAACGAGGACCUGAGUCAGCUUCUCGCUGCCCAGCAGCAGAAGCUAGUGCAGCCAAAGAAACCCCAAGCCCAAGCUCCUGCUCAGCCGGCUAAGCCGGCCAAACUUCCAUCCAAGCCACUACCUCCUGCGGAAGCGGUGAGGGAGGGAAAGAAUGAAGUGGGGCGUGGAGGGGGCCGGGGUGGUGGACGUGGAUUUGGGCGUGGACGUGGUGGUGGCUUUAACCGAGAUUUUAACAAUGAGAAUAACUCUGUCGAGAAAAAUGGUUUGUCUGGAGGCUAUAGGUCAAAUGAAGAAGGAGGAGCAGGGAGGCCCAUUGAGAGGCAUGGCUCUGGUGGUUCACGUGGUUUCUUCCGUGGUGGUCGUCAUGGUGGUUUUAACAAUGGAGAGGAUGAUGAAGGUGAGCGGCCACGUAGGAUAUAUGAACGUCGCAGUGGGACUGGACGUGGGAGUGAGACCAAACGUGAAGGAGCUGGUCGGGCUAACUGGGGGACUCCUUCUGAUGAAAUAGCUCCGGAUGCUGAGGAGCCUAUCACUGAAAAUGAUAAGAUUGUUGGUGCUGAGAAGGCAAUGGGAGGGGAAAAUGCUGGUGAUGAUAACAAAGAGAAUCCUGACAAUGGAUCUGAGGAGAAGGAACCUGAAGAUAAGGAGAUGACUUUAGAAGAGUAUGAGAAGGUACUUGAAGAGAAGAGAAAGGCUCUGCUUGCACUAAAGACUCAGGAAAGGAAGGUUGACCUGGACAAGGACUUCGAGUCCAUGCAGCAGCUCUCAAGUAAGAAGGGCAAUGAUGACAUCUUUAUCAAACUGGGUUCUGAGAAGGACAAACAUAAAGAGGCUGAAAAAGAAGAAAAAGCAAAGAAGUCUGUCAGCAUAAAUGAGUUUCUAAAGCCUGCUGAAGGGGAGAGGUACAAUACACCUGGGGGUCGUGGUCGAGGCCGUGGCCGUGGUCCAAGAGGUGGAUUUAUUGGAAGUAACAGGAGCAAUGCAGGAGCACCGUCCAUUGAGGAUCAGCAGCAGUUCCCCUCCUUGGGUGCUAAAUGAGAUUCUCUCUCUCUCUCUGGUGUCUCGUCAUUUCAGGAGUUUUGAGUGGUAGUCUAUCGACAGGCAUAUUUUAAACUACCUUUAAUAUUAUGUUUUGAGUGUAUAUUCAGAUCUUAUUUUUGGACAGAGAAGUCAUGCACCAGUUUUGAUUUGAAAUAGGUGAGAACACAGUUGUUUUUGGGUA